GAUGCGAUGCGCACACAUCGAAUCCUAACAUAACCCAAGACUUUAUUUUGCCAUUAAUGUUUUAAUAAAGGAACAAACAUGUUUGAGGCAGCAGAAAUAAACGCUGAACAUAAAGAUUUGAUACACGAUGUGGCGUACGAUUUCUAUGGUAAUCGUAUGGCGACAUGUUCCAGUGAUCAAUACGUGAAGGUUUGGGAUCAGAUAGGAAACGAAAAGUGGACCCUAACAUCAAGUUGGAAAGCUCAUAGUGGAUCUGUAUGGAAGGUGACUUGGGCCCAUCCAGAAUUCGGCCAAGUCCUUGCAACAUGCUCUUUCGAUAGAACUGCAGCAGUUUGGGAGGAAAUCAUUGGAGAAACUCCUGGACCUGGCGAGAGGGGUACCAGACAUUGGGUUCGAAGAACAAAUUUAGUUGAUUCAAGGACUUCAGUUACUGAUGUCAAGUUUGGACCGAAAUGUUUAGGUUUGCAAUUGGCUACAUGUUCAGCUGAUGGAAUUAUAAGGAUCUAUGAAGCACCAGAUGUAAUGAACUUGAGUCAAUGGACUUUACAACAUGAAAUUACAUGCAAACUUUCAUGCAGUUGUUUGAGUUGGAAUCCAAGUUUAACAAAUAAUCAUCCACAAAUGAUUGCAGUUGGUAGUGAUGACAAUACUGCACAAACUGGUAAGGUCUUCAUCUUUGAAUAUAGUGAAAACAGCAGAAGAUGGAUGAAGAUUGAAACUAUUAUUACCAUAAUGGAACCAGUGCAUGAUAUUUCAUUUGCACCAAAUCUUGGUAGAAGUUAUCACAUUUUAGCUGUAGCUACUAAAGAUGUUAAGAUUAUCAAUUUAACACCCAUCAAAGAUAAUUCUAGCAUCCAAAGUGGUUUAACAAAGUUAGAUGUUCAAACUGUAGCGCAGUUUACUGAUCACACUUGCACGGUUUGGCGCGCGAGUUGGAACGUCACCGGAACAGUACUUGCAACAAGCGGCGACGACGGAUGCGUCCGCAUGUUCAAAAUGAACUACAUAAACUCCUGGAAGCCAGUGACGGUCCUGAAAGGAGACGGUGCAGUGAUCCCUAACGAUGCGCACCGCGGAUCAAUUGCAUCCUCGACCGGUGUUUUAACUCCUCCCAUUACUCAAACUGCCAGUUAUAACGAUUCGGGAAGUAUGGUUCGAAACGGUGUCAACUACACAUUGAAGCCGACGAACUGUCCUCAGCACAUCCCACCUCGCUUAUUUAAACGUAUACGACAAAGUUUUAAUUCCAUUUAAAUCAAUUGUGGUAGGUUUCUUUCACUUCGCUCCAUAAUCUGAUCUUCUUUUUUGGCGACAAACGGUGUUACUGCACCUUGCAAUAUAUAUUUAAAGAAAAAAAAAACGUAGUAUUUCAGAAUACAGUAUUAUUUACACGCUCUUCUCAGCGGGUUGUAAUUUUUACCGUAUGUUUACAAAAUCUUUAAAAAAAAUCAAACUUAAUUAAUGUUUAAUUGGAUUUACGAGAAUGAUCAUACUUAAUUCGGAUACACUUAGUGUCGUUUUAUAUUUAUUUACACUUAUAAUAUUAGUUUUCAAGUACAAUUUAUUAUUGCCAAAUUUGUAUGUACCUUGCCUACGAUGUGAUAAUUAUUUUCAUAACUUAUUUCUACAAACUCGAAGUUUUUCUAUCUACACGUAAUAUAAUUUGUUGCAAACAUGUCCAAUUUAAAAUAGCCUUUGAGUAUUGUAAUCAUGUAUUCUCAAAUCUACACUGAAACAAUUGUCCAGGAACGGCGAUACAAAUAUUUACAUUUGAGUACAGCAAGACCUCGUUUAGCGUUUCCUCGAUUAUAACGAAAAAUUUACUAUAUAUGAAAGUGAUUUCGUUUAACUUUUUUUCGUUCAGUGCGUUCCUACAUCCUAAGCACUAAACGAGGUCUUACUGUAUAUAUAAAUAAUUAGGGUAGAGUUUGCUCAAGUCGAGAGUUUAACAAACAGGGUAUUUUUUAUAUAUUUAUUGAAUUCAAUCCAACAUUUCUUGCGAAAUAUUAUAAUUUUUUUAUUUAUUGCGUAACCAACGUUGCCAAUAUUGAACACGUUUUAUUAUUUAAUUUAUAUCAUAGUUAUAUCAAACGGUUAGUGAUUUUUCAUACAAGGUAAAACUAAAUUGUGAUUGUUCGAGAGAAAUUUGCGUCCGUCUUUCAAAAUUGUGUCCGAUAAAAGGGUGUAACUUCUAGAUAAUAUAUUUGUUUUAUAUAGGAUAUUGGAAAGUGGGAAUUUACUGUGUAAUUUAUGUGUUACACUUUUUGGCUGUUACAAAAUAAUAAUAAUAAUAAUAUGAUAUAUCAAAAAUUCUAAAUCUAGGAUAGGUGAAUUUUUAACAAUCGACGCAUUAGUAUUUUUUUCUUUAGUCUUAGGUCGAAGGUCUUUAAACCAACUAACUAUUAUGAAUAAUGUAAUAAUCAAAGGGUGUAUGUUCAAUUUAUAGUUGUAUUAACGUAUUAAAAGUCUUCCUAUGUAUUGUAUAUCGAUUUUCAAAAUGUAUUCA
Molecule: messenger RNA, 2506 nt
Organism: Nicrophorus vespilloides
Lineage: Eukaryota; Metazoa; Arthropoda; Insecta; Coleoptera; Silphidae
Gene: Nup44A
Product: nucleoporin seh1
Exons: 7
Coding region: 79-1254 (391 amino acids)
Biological process (GO): cellular response to amino acid starvation; positive regulation of TORC1 signaling
Cellular component (GO): Seh1-associated complex; nuclear pore outer ring
Molecular function (GO): protein binding; structural molecule activity
Source: RefSeq, a predicted model, not a curated record